This is a messenger RNA of Paracoccidioides lutzii Pb01, 172 nucleotides long. RefSeq lists its product as hypothetical. The record is from RefSeq and is a predicted model, not a curated record. The annotation marks the transcript as partial. The transcript has a single exon.
AUGGAAGGAGUGUUAUUCGUAUUGCAUCCAGAUUAUGACACAAAGGAGAUGUUAAUCAUCCAUGGAGGCACGGCGGGCCACACCAACCUUGCAAGAAAGCCGUAUCGGAAUGCCAUAUCGGAAUGCCGGAUCGGAAUGCCGGAUCGAAUGCUGGAUCAGAAUAAUGGGACCG